GACUCAGCCUUACCCCUCUCGGUCCUCCCUCAGCCGAGGAACGUGAGGCCCGAAGAGAGGGGUCGAUUGUGGCACUGUCGCUGCUGGCAGGAGUCCGCGAUUGGGACCCGGACCCGAUUCCCAUCCCAUCGGUGUUAACGCACGCUUCUUGCCAGGACCUUUUGCCCCUUCCCCCUCGAGGCUCGUUUUUUCUCUCCAUGAGAUGCAGAGAUGCAAAUCAUAGAUGACAGGAUUGGACAUUGAGAAGGACCAGAUUAUUGAGAUGGCCUGUCUGAUAACUGACUCUGAUCUUAACAUUUUGGCUGAAGGUCCUAACCUGAUCAUAAAGCAGCCAGAUGAGUUGCUGGACAGCAUGUCCGAUUGGUGUAAGGAGCAUCAUGGGAAGUCUGGUCUUACCAAGGCAGUGAAGGAGAGUACAAUUACAUUGCAGCAGGCAGAGUAUGAAUUUCUGUCCUUUGUACGACAGCAGACUCCUCCGGGGCUCUGUCCACUUGCAGGAAAUUCAGUUCAUGCAGAUAAGAAGUUUCUUGACAAAUACAUGCCCCAGUUCAUGAAACAUCUCCAUUAUAGGAUAAUUGAUGUGAGCACUGUUAAAGAACUGUGCAGACGCUGGUAUCCAGAGGAAUAUGAAUUUGCACCAAAGAAGGCUGCCUCUCACAGGGCACUUGAUGACAUUAGUGAAAGCAUCAAAGAACUUCAGUUUUACCGAAAUAACAUCUUCAAGAAAAAAACAGAUGAGAAAAAGAGGAAAAUUAUAGAAAAUGGGGAAAAUGAGAAGACUGUGAGUUGAUGCCAGUUCUCAUGCUGCCACAACAUAGUUCUCUGGAAGCGACUUCUAGUGGUUUUUUCCCUCCUUUUUCAUGCUGAUUGUUUGGCAGAGCUCUUUUAGUUAACUUUCAUCUCCAGAUUACUCAAGCACACAACACUAUAUACUGUUUCCAUUGUACACUGAAGCUCCUUUGUAAGUACCAGGUCAUGCCCAUCCCUUGGUACAUACUUGCAUUUGCUUUUAGACUAUUUCUUUUGUUUAAUAAUAAAUGAAUAAAUAAAACUAGUUGUAUUGAAAUGCA
Octodon degus (degu) is the source of this 1070-nucleotide messenger RNA. RefSeq names its product RNA exonuclease 2 (gene Rexo2). NCBI's taxonomy places the organism in Eukaryota, Metazoa, Chordata, Mammalia, Rodentia, Octodontidae. The coding region runs from base 224 to 790 and encodes 188 amino acids. Gene Ontology annotation, cellular component: mitochondrion. The record is from RefSeq and is a predicted model, not a curated record. The transcript is spliced from 7 exons. Gene Ontology annotation, molecular function: 3'-5'-RNA exonuclease activity; nucleic acid binding.